AUGAGCCCAUCGCCAGAUUUUUGUGACCCUGAUCCAGCACGAGGGAUCCUUGGCACAAAAGGAAGAGAGUGCAAUGUGACUUCACAGGGAGUUGACGGUUGUCAACUGUUGUGCUGCAAUCGUGGUUUCGAACGUCGUAUUUUUAUCGAAGCAGACCAAUGCAAUUGCAAGUUUCAUUACUGCUGUCGAGUUGAAUGCGAACCUUGUCAACGACGAAUAGAAAAACAUUUUUGCCUUUGA
Strongylus vulgaris is the source of this 240-nucleotide messenger RNA. The record is from the annotation of a GenBank genome assembly. Lineage: Eukaryota; Metazoa; Nematoda; Chromadorea; Rhabditida; Strongylidae.